AUGGAGGGAACCCAGGUGCAGAGUGCUGAUGAAGUCUCGUGGCUGACCCUGCGCGCUGCAAAUGGGCUACAAAUCCCUUAUAUUGGCUAUGUCACGGUCAACUGCCUGGGCAACCAUCCAGGGCUGGCAGCGUUCAAGACCACUGUAACGUCAGCGGAAGGGAAGGCGUGGGGCAAAGCGUUCACUAUAUGCCAGCGAGUGGAAUGUAGCGGACCUAGGCCCAGAGUGGAGGGGGUAGCAAAACUCUCCAGACAGCCACCUGUCAUCAUUCCGCCCCACACAGAGAUGGUCCUGUGGCUGCAGUGGCGCAUUGGGCGGACCCUGGCCAUAUUGAAGAAGGGGAAAGUACCCUGCAGGCUCUGCAACCCAAAUCCCUACCCCGUUGAAGUGCCCCAGCGACAACCCCUGGCAAAGGUGACUGAGGUGGAUUCAACAGAUGUUCAGGAAGAACAGCAACUGGUCUUGAACAGUGUGGGACCUGACGUUAUAGAGGUGGCAGUAAGGAGGAUAACUGGGGAUAGGGACUCUGACGAUGAUUCACACCCUGCAAUGUCAUUACAGGGCGAUGGCCUGAUGGGAGAGCAGCAACAGAAAAUGUCUAGCCUACUACGAAAGUGGAAGCACGUGUUCUCUCGUCACGACGAGGAUUUCGGACGUACCGGAAUCGUCAAACAUCAGAUUCCGACUGGCAUAGCCCCGCCGAGUCAAGUGGGAGGGGGGCAGACUCAAUCCCUCCAAGUCACUGCAGAGGAAGAGGCAUCAUGGGAGACUAGGCAGAGUGCUGACCCAGAUCUGCUGCGCAUUAAACGGGCCAAGGACCAGAGGCAGGACCGUCUUGAGGAGGAGGCGCCUGAAGUGGGAUCGGGCAGUCCAGAGCACCACCCCCAGCAGCCCCUUUCGAAUUGCUGGCUGCCCAGAGUGACUGUUACCGGAACUAUACAGCCCUUCGAGCCACCCAGAGACAUUCAGCAUCCCACGCAGCCCGACGCAUCCCGACACCUCACCCACCUGCGCGGAUUUGGACAGCGGGCCCGGACCGGAGGAUGUUUAUUUGACAACGCCCUGCUGUGUUAA
This is a messenger RNA of Knipowitschia caucasica, 1074 nucleotides long. The record is from the annotation of a GenBank genome assembly. NCBI's taxonomy places the organism in Eukaryota, Metazoa, Chordata, Actinopteri, Gobiiformes, Gobiidae.